Molecule: messenger RNA, 2088 nt
Organism: Oncorhynchus mykiss (rainbow trout)
Lineage: Eukaryota; Metazoa; Chordata; Actinopteri; Salmoniformes; Salmonidae
Gene: rnf8
Product: ring finger protein 8, E3 ubiquitin protein ligase
Biological process (GO): ubiquitin-dependent protein catabolic process; double-strand break repair; protein K48-linked ubiquitination
Cellular component (GO): cytosol; site of double-strand break; ubiquitin ligase complex
Molecular function (GO): ubiquitin protein ligase activity; histone binding
Source: RefSeq, a predicted model, not a curated record
AAUGUUCGUUUUAAUUCAGUUUUACGAUGUAGUCAAUGUGGACUUUGUGGCUUGGGUAAGUAGUGAAAACACAGCAAGUUUUGGAGUGAGGCAUUGUGGGACUUUUUUUAAUAUAAGUCACGUGACUUAUUUUCCUCUGAAGCUCUGUCACCCCCUAAGAAGGGGAAAACGAAACAUAUUUUGCUCAGCUAUCUGGCUGUAAUAUGUUGUAAAAUGGACCAAAUAGAAAGCUCAAAUUUCUCUACAGCCGAGGAAGAUGAAUCUGCGAAGAAAUUAGUAUGGUGUUUGACACGAGUCGGGAAAGAUUUGGACUGGCUCCGCCUGUUCGAGAAUACAGAGGUCACAAUUGGACGUGGCUUAAAUGUCACUCACCAGCUCGUGUCCCCAAGCUGCCCCCUAAUGAUAUCCAGAAUGCACUGUAUGUUCAAGCAACGAGACGGCGGCCAAUGGACGGUGACCGAUAAGAAGAGCCUUAAUGGUGUGUGGGUGAACGGAGAACGAAUUCCUGUGGACAAAGCUCACCUGCUGAGGCUUGGGGACUCGAUAAAGUUGGGGGUGCCCAUCGUCGGCACCAAAGUGGAGUAUGAGUACAUACUGGUUCGGCAGCGCCUCGAGGACAUCAAACCCUACCUAGUGACGGGACCAAGUGAAGGGGCCUGCGCCACAUCCAGAAUCAAGAAGACGAAGAGGAAAUUUAACUCUGAACUGGAGCCUUCAACCUCCUCUAAAUCCAAGCUCUACCGCCACUCUGCCACAGACAAGUCCCAGGGCCAGCCCUACCCCACAGACGAGCCCCGGGACAAGCCAGGGACCAGGGUACGUGAGGAGGCCGGGCCCAGCAUGCGGCAGCAUCGGCGACUGGACUCGCCUCUAGAGAGACCCAGCAGUCCUAGCAGGAGUCUGUCCAGCCUGCAAAUGUACAGCCAGAACAUGCUGGUGCUGCGGGAGCGGAUGAACUUCACCCAGCGGCAGGUGGAGGCCCUGGAGGCUGAGGGGGGGAGACAGCGGGAUGACCCCCACCGGGAGGAGCAGGUGAGGGAGCUGCAGAGCCAGCUGGAGAUGCUGAGGGGCCAGCUGCACAGGAUGGAGAUGUUGGAGAGGUCCAUCAGCGAGACAGAGAACCGCCUGGAGGUGCAAAAAACACAGCAUGAAGAGGAGGGUUUAAAAAAACAGUUGGAGGAGAAGGAUUUGAAAAAGCAGCUGGAGGAGGCAUUGCAAGAGCAAAGAAAAGUCAUAGAGGAACUUGCACUCUCUCGACAAGGCUUCGAGGACGUCCUCAAGGCCAAAGACAAAGAGCUGGAGGUGACAAAGGAAGAGAAGGAGAGGGCGAGAACUCAAAAGGAGGAGGUGGUAACACAAAUGACGGAGGUGCUGGAGAACGAACUUCAAUGCAUCAUUUGUUCUGAGCUCUUCAUUAGGGCGGUGACCCUUAACUGCGCCCACAGCUUCUGCCUGCACUGCAUCAGUGAGUGGCGCAAGCGGAAGGACGAGUGCCCCAUCUGCCGGCAGGCCAUCCUCUCUCAGACCCGGUCGCUGGUGCUGGACAACUGCAUCGAUCGCAUGGUGGAGCAGCUCAGCCCAGACAUGAAGCAGAGACGCCUGGUGCUCAUCACUGAGAGGAAAGGUGAGAGCCCAGCCAGAGGAGGUGAUGGUGAUCCACGACGACGACAGUAGUAGUAGUAGCAGUAGCAGCAGCAGUAGCAGCAGCAGUAGUAGCAGCAGUAACAGUGACCUCUUCAUGGAUAGCUUCAGCUCCGUCAUCUCCCUGGAAGGGAGCGUCAUUUGGAGCUCUAGCCCUGCAUCUUAUAUCAGUGGUGAUUCAGAUGUAGACAAUGUCGAUCUUUAGCCAAUUUGACGUUGGGUGUUUCACGUGACUUUUUUUCUUUUUCUGUUACACGCAUUGUCCUGUAAGGUUGUCAGAGACGGCCGUGGAGAGUGCAGAGGAAAAAGCCCGUCCUUGACAGGAAACUAAGGCACUCAAUAUUGUACAAUAAAUGACGUUAGUGUUCAUAUAUUUGGUAACAAUGUCUUAUUUUUUUUGUGUUCAUUUAUUUUCCCAUUGAAACGGAAUAAAGUUUCUUCAUUCAU